Messenger RNA from Didymosphaeria variabile, 939 nucleotides. RefSeq lists its product as uncharacterized. Bases 1 to 939 code for a protein of 312 amino acids. NCBI's taxonomy places the organism in Eukaryota, Fungi, Ascomycota, Dothideomycetes, Pleosporales, Didymosphaeriaceae. The record is from RefSeq and is a predicted model, not a curated record. The transcript is spliced from 3 exons.
AUGAGAAACUCUAGGAUACGAGAUCUGCAGGAGGAACAAUGCAGGCUGAAUGUUGACUUCGAGCGCCAAUUACAGCAACAUGCACAAGCGGACUCCAGGCAGCUGGCGGAUAUGAUGCGCACAAAGCUCCCAUUAGAGCUUAGGGAACUCCUCUACAAAUAUCUAUACCUUGAGGAUGCCCCAAUUCCAGUAGGCUCUUACCACUUCACGACUUACGUGCCCGAGCCUCUAAGGUCAGAAGAAACCAACAUGACACACGAUGAGCCUUUCAUCCUGAUUCCCGAAGGAGCGACCAGACAGGAUCACAGCAUUGAGCGGGAUGAAAACAUCGUUUAUCCAGACAGCAGAUUGCUCGAUCCUGCCACUUACCUCACCUUCUACGACAACCUUCACGAUGGGGAGAAGAAACUUGUACAAAGCAUCUUCGACGCCCUGCAUGACUUCAGUAGUCACGUCAGACCCGCCAUUGCAUCACAGCUACACGUCGAGUUUUGCAUGAUGACGGCUUACAAGGAGCCAGUUGAUGAAGAUGGGCAUAACCGCGACAAUCGUCAUCACCUGAACCUCCUCGAAGCCCUCCGUGUUCCGGUAUACAUGCUCAAGCACGAUCUGGGCGUGGACAUUACAAUCAUACACUAUGACGAGCAUGUGAGCGUAUUCCCUAGAAAUGUCACCGCCAUCUUUCAAUUGUCAGAGGACAAGUGGUCAAAGGAAAAGCAAGCUUACAAGGCCGCCGACAUCUCGUACUCACCGUCGCAAUACUACGUUGAUAUCCGUGGAAGCACGAAACCUUUUGCUCUCGAUGAUUCUAUUAAAAUCUUGUAUAGUCGCUGGGGCCUUUCUUCAGCCUUCAACAAGGAAUGCAAAUUUUCCAUUAGAGAAAGUGAGGUGUGGCCUAUACGCCAGGACUUGCUAAGGUCUGGCCCAAUGGAGGAAUAG